This is a messenger RNA of Heterobasidion irregulare TC 32-1, 1659 nucleotides long. RefSeq lists its product as uncharacterized. NCBI's taxonomy places the organism in Eukaryota, Fungi, Basidiomycota, Agaricomycetes, Russulales, Bondarzewiaceae. The coding region runs from base 1 to 1659 and encodes 552 amino acids. The transcript has 6 exons. Gene Ontology annotation, molecular function: nucleic acid binding. The record is from RefSeq and is a predicted model, not a curated record.
AUGGGAUGGACAAAUUCGGUCCUGAUCUUCCACGAUGACGUCACCCACAUCCUCCAGCCAGAGAUCCCAGACAUGACCAUUCCUUUCAUCGACAAUGUCCCAAUUCGGGGCCCACUGACCCAAUAUGAACUUCCAAACAGAGGUUUUGAAAUGCAUCCCAACAACCCCAGCAUACAACAGUUUGUAUGGGAGCACUUUCAAGGCCUCAAUUGGGUGUUUCAGUGGAUAAAGUAUAGUGGAGGAACAUUUUCAGGACACAAGGCAACACUCUGCACAGCCGAAAUCACAGUGGUCAGCCAUCACUGCAUGUACGAAGGAGGAUUGCCUGACGAGUCUAGGGUAGAGUCAAUUAUGAAGUGGGGACCUUACUGGGAUCUCUCAGAUGUUCAGGCAUUUUUGGGGACAAUCGGUGUCGUUCAGAUCUUCAUUCGGAAUUUUGCACACAGAGCGCACGCACUGACAAUGUUAACACGCAAAGAUUGCCCAUUUGUGUUUGGCCCAGACCAGAUAGCGGCCCAGGACAACCUCUGGUUGGCACUUCUUGAAUUGCCAGCCCUUUGGCCAAUUGACUAUAGUUUGGCAGCCAAUGUCAUCCUCGCCGUCAAUACCUCACAAAUUGCACCCAAGCUCGAACUCUACGGACUCUUCCGUGCCCUCCGAUCACUCAAAAUCGCUAGCAUUAAUUGGUGGAUUGUCUCCAUCCUCACCUUCCAUUUCACACUUGUCCAUGUCCCCGGCACCUCUCACGGCCCCGAUAGCCUCUCCCGACAACUACCACAACCCUCUGAUCGACCUGAACCCAAAGACGACUUUGACGACUGGAUCGACAAUCUCUAUGGCUUCCUCCAUCAGAUCAACAACAUGUUCCCUACCUCCAUCUCAACCUCAACAACCGCCAUCUUCACCUCCUCGCUCAUAGGCGACCUCCCGACCAAUACCGAGUCCGAUGAUGAAGGCCCGACCAUCGACUAUUCAGAUAUCCUAAGAUUGCAAAAAGCUUUGGAAGCCAAAGAACACCUAUGGUUGUUCUUUAUCACAGCUGACAAGCUUUGGAGAAAAGACUCGCACGGUCGACACAAGAUUGUUGCAGCCCCCUCUAGUCAGAUCACAAUUCUCACUGCCGCCCACAACAACAUUGCUCACAGGGGAUUCUAUGCUAUGACCGCCUUGAUCGCCGAACGCUUCUGGUGGCCGCACAUGAGGCAAGAUAUUUCUUGGUUUGUUUGGACAUGUUACCUUUGCCAGAUUCGCCAGACUCGCAAUAUCCUCAUUCCCCCAACCGUUGCCAUGCCCGCACCACUCUUCGCGAAGAUGUAUAUGGAUACCAUGCACAUGCUGACCACUGAGAUCGUCUCCAACAAUGGACCAGCAUUCAUCAAGGCGCUCGACCAGUUAGCGAAAAAGUACCACGUUUGGCACAUCCGUAUUUCGGGCUAUAAUUCCCGCGCCAACGGCAUCACUGAACAACCUCACUUCGAUGUUCGGCAGGCUCUGUUCAAGGCUGUUGAUGGAGAUCAGGCCAAGUGGAAUUUGACUGGAACCCAUCCCCUCCUCCCCCUUGACAUCGCCAAAGCCACUUAUCUUCUACCACCACUGACCACAACCCUCAGCACCACCGACCUCAUUGCUCGACGUGCCAUCGCUUUGCAGAAACGCUAA